UAUAUUUUUUAUACAUUUUUUUCAUCGUAAAUUAGCAUAAUUUGUUUAAUAUAAAGCAAACAACAAAUUCGCCGCGUUAGUGUUUUGUGGUGGACGUGAAUUAGUUUUUGUGCAAACACGCAUAAAUAUUCCUGUGAAUAUAGAUAUAUAUAUUUAUAUGAUUUCGCCAAGUCUCAAUGCGUCUGUGGUAGCUACAAGUGUAGUUUUUGCUGUUGUAAAUUAGCAAAGGUCAAAACGUAAGGACCGGAACAAAAGUAUGGCGCGUUUAGUAUUCAGUGAAAAACAUAAAGGCAAACAACGUUCACGGCCACGCACGAAAGGAUGGCGCGGUGUAAGCUUGCUGCUAGAGCCCACAACCAAGAACUGGUGGGAGGAUCCCGACGUAGUCGUAGCUUUCAAUCUGCCACGCAUAAGUGCCGCCCUGGAGCGUUUAAUUGGCACAAAUGUGGUGCGUCUGACGGAUCACAAAUUCAUGAGCGAGCUGCGUCAACGACUGGAGGAGGAGAGCCGCUUACAGCUGGAGCGUCGCAUAAACGCCAGAGCGCUCCGCGAAGUGGAACGUGAGCGUCUGCUAAUCAUCGAGGGCAAAACUGACGAAAUACCUGCCGAAUUGGCUGAUGAUCCAAUAUUUGUUGUCAAUAAAAUUGCGAAUAAAGAGAUACAAAAGGAGCGUGCUAAGCUCAAAACCAAUCGUGAACGCAAUGCAGAACGUUUAAAGGCACAAGGCUCGAAAUGGGAACGUGAAAGGCAAAAGUAUGUGGAGGAGGAACAACAACGCGUAGAAAAAUUAAAAGAACGUAAAAAGGAGCAAAAUGAACUUGAGGAACGUUACAAGGGCGAAGAUGCUGAACGCGGCAUGGAUUUAUUGCGCAUCGACAAUGAGGAUUGGCGCGAGUGUGAACAGGACCUGAAGCGCUUCCUUGAGGAAGAGCGCGCCAAAAUGAAGGAGCGCUCAUUGCGCAUACCAACGCCAUUCACAUCGGAUAAAUUGGAUAUAUUGAAUAUUGUGCGUGCAAGGAAAAGGUUCCGCGAAGCUGAACAACGCAUUUGCAAAGAAUUAGAGGAGGGCGCUAAGCCAAAACCCGUUGCUAAAGAUAUCAAACUCACCAAAGAACUAGCAGAAAAGACGGCUGUAAUACAAAAACAUGUGCAAGAUAUCAUACAAGCCGAAACCGAGGGCAUAUUCGAGCCGGCCAUCAGCAAGGAGGCGGCCAAAGAAAUGUCCGAACGCGAGAAGGAAGAGCGGCAAAGACGCAAAUACUUGGAUGACGCUUCUGAUGUUUCCACUGAAUCGGAGAUCUACGAACAGGGUAGCACCAUAAGCGAAUCGAAGCGACGCCAUGCCGCCGAGUUGGAGGAAGAAAUGGAAUUUGAUGUGGAGCGCGGUUAUCUCAUUUCCAAAGCACAAUUUGAGCAGUUACGCUAUCAUGAUGAUAAGAUACUUAUGCUGCAGAAAGCAUCGGAUAUGCGUGAGCUGUAUCAACUGGCCGAGGAGAUAAUAAUAGGCGAACGUGUUGAGGAAGAAAUCGUUGAAGAAGAAAUGGUGGAAGAGGAAGAGCAACCGGUCUACGAAGAGGAGGAAGAAGAAGAGCCAAUGGAUAACAAUUUCUAAUAGAUGCAAAAAAUGAUAAUUGAAAAAUACGCUAAACUGCAAAUACACAAAUACUUUGCGCGUACACGCACACUCACUAAAUUUGUUGUAGUUGUAAAUGAUUAAAUAUGGGCAUGAAGAA
This is a messenger RNA of Zeugodacus cucurbitae (melon fly), 1733 nucleotides long. RefSeq names its product calponin homology domain-containing protein DDB_G0272472. The record is from RefSeq and is a predicted model, not a curated record. The transcript has 9 exons. The coding region runs from base 257 to 1612 and encodes 451 amino acids. Lineage: Eukaryota; Metazoa; Arthropoda; Insecta; Diptera; Tephritidae.